AUGAGUGAUAGUAUUGACAUCAAUGACAUAAUAACUUUGAAUAGGUAUUCAAUAAUACACAUAUAGAAAUAUUUAUGGUACUUAGUAACAAAAACAAGAAACGAAAGUGAUUAAUAAGCCUGUAGAUGAUUCAACUCUAACAAUAGAUAUAAUAAUAUAAGGAAAUUAGUAUGAUAUUUAUGAGAAUAAAUAAGAGCAUUUUAUAAUCCUGUAUUACUUCCUUCAUCAUAAUUGAAAGAAAAUAUAGAAGAAGAAUCUUAGGAAGAUAAACCUAAUUUUUUUUAAGAAAUUUAAUUGUUAACAAAAAUACCUGAAAUAGAGUCAUUUAAUUUGAUUUAUAAUAAUAAGACGAUUUUUAAGAAUGAAGGCAUAUCUUAUGAGGAAGCUAAAAAUCUAGAUAAAAGUAUUUGAUGAUUUAGAAAUGAUAAUUUUAGUUCGAAUUAAAAGAAAAGAAAGGGAAUAAAAAGCUAGUGGGACUUCAAUUGUAAAAGAGACGAUAGCAGCAAAAAAGCAAUAUGUUAGAUUAUAUAAAAAUCAGAUUUCUAAACUAUGUUUCAUAGCUCCUAAAAAUUUAUUUUUAAUUAGCCAACAUUUAGGGAAUAAAACUUAAUGGGAGAAGCAAUUAAGACUUUAAGAUUUUAAUGGAUAGAGACCAUCAUUAUCAAUAGUCUAAGAGAAGACAACAGGAAGAUUCUACAUUUAUGAUAAUAAAUAAGGGAAAGUACAUAUUUACAGUUCAGAUAUGUUGAUAAAUGAGAAUAAAGAUAAACCAUUAGUUUCGUUAAAUUUGAAUGAAGAUAAGCCUAGAUAGGAUCCAUUGUUAUAUUUAGUGGAAUGUGAACAUGAAUAUUAAUGGAAGAGUGUAUUAUUUGUAAUUGGAGGACAUCAUUUAUAGAGAGGAGGAGAGAAAAAGCCAUUAAAAACUAUAAAAGUAUUUGAAAUAAAAAGAAGAGAAGUUACAUUGACACCUGUAUUAACAAUAACAAUGACAAAAUCUAGAAUGAAUCCUAUAGUUUUUGAUUUGAUUAAAGAUAAAGGUUUGAUUUGGUAAGACAGAGAUAAUAGAGAUAAAGAAAAAAUAGAUGCUGAACAUAGAUCAGUAGAUUAAAAAUAUAUAUUUAUAAUGGGAGGAAAUCCUUUAUUGGAUUAUGUAAGAGAGAUUGAUUAAGAAUUGAUUGAAGCUAAUUAAACUUGUGAAUAUAUUAGUUUAAAAUUAAUUUUAGAACAUAUUGCAAGAGCUAAACUAGUACAUUUAUUAUAAUAGACUUCAAUAGUUUUCAAUCACUGAUU
Molecule: messenger RNA, 1290 nt
Organism: Paramecium sonneborni
Lineage: Eukaryota; Ciliophora; Oligohymenophorea; Peniculida; Parameciidae
Source: the annotation of a GenBank genome assembly